GUCACUGUGAGUCUUGGAGCUGGUGCGAGAUCAUGGAGGAAUUGGCCCGGGAGAGCAUCAGCCUGCUGGCCCGCUCUGCGUCCCAUGCAGACCCUCCUCGGCUCGGCUCGUUCGGGGCAGUGUUCAUCAUGCUGAAGUCUGCGCUGGGAGCCGGACUACUCAACUUUCCCUGGGCCUUCGAGAAGGCGGGGGGAGUGAACACCGCCGUCAGUGUGGAGCUGGUUUCUUUGGUUUUCCUCAUCAGUGGUUUGGUGAUCCUGGGCUAUGCUUCGUCGGUCAGCAGACAGAAGACGUAUCAGGACGUGGUGAGUGAGGUGUGUGGACGAGCUGUGGGUCAACUCUGCGAAGUCUGUUUCUGCUUCAACCUCUUCAUGAUAUGUGUGGCCUUCCUGGUGGUGGUGCAGGACCAGCUGGAGAAAUUGUGUAUUUCUUUAUAUGAGUCGGUGACUGGGUUGGGUGAGGCAGAUAUGCCAUAUCACUGGUACACUGACCAGCGAUUCGCCCUCUUCAUCAUGUGCCUCGUCAUCAUCCUACCUCUGUCUAUCCCAAAAGAAAUUGGCAUCCAGAAAUACACAAGUGUGUUGGGGACGCUGGCUGCUACGUACCUGUGUGUGGCAGUGAUCGUCAAAUAUUACCUGAUGGAGAGUCACCCUGUUGUAUUAACUCCAGAGCGCAGUGCAGGGGUCGGUUCUUGGGCUUCGAUGUUCAGCGUUGUGCCGACCAUCUGCUUUGGCUUCCAGUGUCAUGAAGCGUGCAUUGCAAUCUACAGCAGCAUGGAGAACCAGAAGAUAUCCCACUGGGUGCUCAUCUCUGUGCUCUCCAUGUUCUUCUGUUUACUCAUCUACACUCUCACAGGUGUGUACGGCUUCAUGACGUUUGGGAGAGAAGUUGCGUCUGAUAUUUUGAUGUCAUAUCCAGGAAAUGAUGUGGUCAUGAUCAUCUCCAGGCUACUUUUUGGAAUUUCAAUCAUCACCAUUUAUCCAAUAAUUCUUCUUCUGGGGAGAUCUGUCAUCCUGAACUUGGUGCUGCGCAUUCAAAGACGUCGCUGUGGAAUCAUCACUCACACAUUUGAAAGUCGCUGCAGAGUCGUUCUCACUGUGAUCUGGAUCACGAUCACUCUACUCAUUGCCAUGUUUGUGCCUGACAUGGGUGAGGUCAUCAGUGUCAUUGGAGGAAUCAGUGCCUUCUUCAUCUUCAUUUUUCCUGGUCUUUGCUUAGUGUUCUUAAUGCAAAGUGAACCUGUGACUGCAAGAGUAAGGAUGGUUUUAACAGCCUGGGGAGUCAUAACAGUUGUAGUUGGAGCCUUCAUCUUUGGGCAGAGCACAACCAUCGCUAUCAUGGAGAUUUUUGAGAAAUUCUGAAAAGCUCAUCAUAUUCAUCUUCAUUGUCCUCAUCAGUAACCGCACUAUGUUCUGUGAAGCUCACCUUGUCCUCACAACUCAAGGUUGUAUUUUAUAAUGGAGGCUGUCAGUUGAAGUGUGAUCUUUCUCAAUGUGUCAGCAGAUAUCAAAUAUAUAUAAACUGUGAAAGAAUGCAACAUUUUUAUGUGUGUGGUGCAGAAUUGUUGGAUUUAAAUGGAUUUUGACUCAAAGCGUAUAUACUGUAAAAGAAGAGAAUGUAUUGAAUUGCAUUGUUUGUUAUUCAGUUGUUCAUGUCGUGGGGAUGUUUGUGUUUAAAUGUAUGCGCCUGAUUUAUUAUAUUUAUGUUUUAUGCCAAUAAUAUACUUGUAUUUUAAAUGAGACAUCAUGGCGUUGUUCUUUCAUUUGUGCUUUCAAACAUCACCAGGGGGCAGUAUU
Molecule: messenger RNA, 1796 nt
Organism: Notolabrus celidotus (New Zealand spotty)
Lineage: Eukaryota; Metazoa; Chordata; Actinopteri; Labriformes; Labridae
Gene: slc38a8b
Product: solute carrier family 38 member 8b
Exons: 10
Coding region: 33-1361 (442 amino acids)
Biological process (GO): amino acid transmembrane transport
Molecular function (GO): amino acid transmembrane transporter activity
Source: RefSeq, a predicted model, not a curated record